AUGGCCUUUCUCCGCCAACUUCAGCUUCUUCUGUGGAAGAAUGGCCUCGGCACCAUCCGGAGACCAGUGUGGUCUAUCACUUUGAUCUUGUGGCCCAUUAUCAUCUUCAUAAUCAUUGCUGUCACUCGCCACCAGUUUCCACCAGUUUUGAGGCAAACAUGUUACGUGGGACCUCGGAACCUGCCCAGCACCGGGUUCUUCCCGUUCCUCGAGACUCUCCUGUGCAACAGCGACAGCAACUGCCAAAACACGUCCCAAUCGGCGCAUCCUCACAGGAAUAAAAGAUCAACUGAAGAAUCACCAGAUUUUCCACUGUCAAAAAUCAUCGGAGAACUACGGCAAUUUGCAAAUUUGGAAAACACAGAUCACGAUCCAGCGGUGUUGUUAAAUGUACUGUCUGGAAACUUUGGUGCGUCCUCUCCGGGACUCUCACUGGGAGCUUUGAAUGAAACCCUCUUCGGAGAUCAUCCAAUCGCGAAUUCAAAUAAAUCUGCCGGAAGACUGAAGUCUGCCUUCUGCACGAUUGCUUUUCUUUUCAUCAACAACACGUCCACGACAGACGCUGGUCCGGUCAUCGCCUUCUGCACUUCUAACAACACUGUUUUCGAAGUGACCAUCAACACACUCUACAAAGCAGUGAGAGAACUAGUCAUGACCCAACAAAUCCGACCAGAAGAUCUGGGAAAGCUGGCAGAGAACAUCUUGGAGUUGUUUGACCAGUUGCAAAAGGAACCUUCUCUGUGGGAAUUCUUGCACGUUCUUCCGCAAAUAGUCAAUCCCACAUCACCUGACCAACUGCUUGGCAACCUGAAGAAGCUGUUUGAAAGUCUACAAUUGUUUUUAAAUAUCAUUGAGCACAAAUUUCCAGAAGUCAAAGCCAACAUGUCAUCAGUUCAUCCGUUCAUUGAGGCUGGCGUCAGUUUGACCGACUACAUGCGAAAUUGGCCUGGCAAAAAUGUUAAGAUUCGUUUGGGAGAUGUGAUGACGUCAAAUGAUUCGCUUUGCCAGAUGAUGGGAAACAUGGAGAUUUCACUGGAUCAAGCCCUUGCUCUGUAUUUUGACACGAAAAUGGUCAGUGACUAUGUGUGCCAGAUCACAUAUAAUCCAGUGCUAAUGGCAGCGUGCGCGACUGGGACGGUGGAGAAAUGCUUGAGCUCAACCAGCACUAACAAGUUGCUUCAACAGACUCUUUUGAAAUGGAGCACUCUUGUGGCCCCUCACGACUUAUCUCUGGCCAAAGGGCUGCUUCACAGUCUGAUGGAACUUUUCGGAGGUUCUAGAAUGUCGAGGGCAACACGCAGCCUUGAGGAACAAGCGCAAAACGUCGAGGAGGAACUGUUUCUGGGAGUUGGAAAAGUUGUGAGGGAAAUUCUCCAGAUUUCUCCAGAAGCUACUGCCGUUGUCAACCAAAUUCUUCAAGCUGGUUUUCAGUCAAUGACAUUUGCAACCAAAGCCAUGGCCGUGUUAGAAGGAGGCAUGGACAGUUUAUUGAAAGAUGUGACGAGAAUUAAAAUGAUUGUUCAAGUGCUGUCCACCGACCAACCCCAAAGCACCAGCUGGAUGAUUCAAGCGUUCAACAGUGUCUCGGAAAUGAUAGCAAAGAUAUUUGCUGGCGAGUCCUUAACGUGUGACAACGUACUCAGUGAGUUUGAAUGGCUGUUUUCCAUUAAGACGAUAAGACGUGAGUUAUGGCAAUCGUUCUUUUGUGAAAACACCACCACCAUCGAACAGACUCUGCUCUCAGACUGGACGCCCUUGAUAGAAAAUGCCCUUGCCCUCUACCAUACCCUUUCUGGCCACUCAAGUUACAACGUCACUCUUCCCAUGAUCCUCUCUGAGUGGCACGGGUUGUGGAACAGAAGUGAGCGUGUGGUGCAGCUCUCGCAGGAAUGGGGCGGAGCCAACUGGACGUCAUGGGUCCCGGCGAACAGCAGCUCUCAUCUCCUGCUCGCAUCUCUUCAAAAUAGUGUGGCAGUUUUCCUUGGGAAGUUGGGACAGAAGAUUGUACAUGAAUGGCCUGAGGCAAAAAGCUACAUGUACAUGACUGACUGGAUUUUACACUACGAACCCGGAGUGACAGCUUCACCCAACUGUUCAAUGGAUGUGGCAACCUUUGCUAUUGAGUGUCAUGGGAAUUUAAAUUGGGAAAAGUUUGUAAAUGCACUUUUAAGAGCAGUUAUGUCCCCGAAUGAAGACCUCCUCAUCAGUUGCCUCAAAGGAAGUGUCCAACUGCUGCAGCAUGUCUACAGCAAUUUCUUUAAAUAUGAAGCGGCCUCAUUCUUACACAGGGAAGUUGAAGGAGGACACAUGAUUGCUUCCGUUAAAACAGCGUCUGGACCUGAUGGUUUGAAUGAAUUAAUUCUGAAUAUAAUGUUCGAGGUUCAAAGCCUCCUGCCUCCAAACGACACAGCACAGUUCUAUGUUGGUACCAUUAUCAACAUCACCAAAUCCAUUCUACAGCCAUCUCCUGGAAACUCAAGUCUCUUGCCCAUGGACUCGACAGAAGAAAUCAUGUCUUACAUAAUGACCAAGCUUCUAGAAGUUUGGAAUAUGUUAUGUCCUGUGGUUGUGGGCGAGUCCUGUUCACCUCCGUCAUCGACACAAGGCUUUGCAGAUCUGCCCAUGGUCCUGGAAGAGUUGAUAAAUGGUCAAGCCAACAAUGUCACAUGGAUGAAGCUUCAUCAUGUAAUCAGUAACAUGACCCAAGCUUUAACCAAGGCCAUCAUGCUCGUUGGGCCGCCAAACGGAUCACAGAGCGACCAACUGUUAUCGGUCAUCUUGGAAGCAAUCAGAAGUGCAACACAGUUGUUGAUCCACCAAGGAGUCCCUGUGCCCUUAGAGAGUGUCCAGGAUGUGGCCAGAAACAUUGCCUGGUUGAUUGUUUAUCCAGAGCAGAGCUAUGCACUGACCCUGAAUACAACUCUCAACACAAUCCAUGGAAUACGAUCCAUAAUCCAAGUUCUGCCCCCAGAAGUGUCCUUUUAUCUACACAUUCCAUUAAGAAUAGCUGAUGCUUAUUUUCAGUCCGUUAAAACAGCGUCUGGACCUGAUGGUUUGAAUGAAUUAAUUCUGAAUAUAAUGUUCGAGGUUCAAAGCCUCCUGCCUCCAAACGACACAGCACGGUUCUAUGUUGGUACCAUUAUCAACAUCACCAAAUCCAUUCUACAGCCAUCUCCUGAAAACUCAAGUGCCUUUCCCAUGGAUUCAGCAGAAGAAAUGAUAUCCUACAUUAUGACCAAGCUUCUAGAAGUUUGGAAUAUGUUAUGUCCUGUGGUUGUGGGCGAGUCCUGUUCACCUCCGUCAUCGACACAAGGCUUUGCAGAUCUGCCCAUGGUCCUGGAAGAGUUGAUAAAUGGUCAAACCAACAAUGUCACAUGGAUGAAGCUUCAUAAUGUUGUUGACACCGCGAUGACAUUCAUCGUCGUUCCAGAGUUGUCAAACAACAUUUCGUGUUUAGUGGAAAUGUUUGAAAAGUCAGCGUCAGAGGAAGUCCGAGAAAUGGAAGCUCUGACGGAUCUGAUACUCAGCCUCCAGACACCAUUCAUGAAGAUAUUGACAGAAAUUACCCGCUCAUUAAAUGGAAGCCAUUUCAACAUGUCUGAAGUGUCAGAAAGAUUGGAACAAGCUGUUGAGCAGACCAUCAUCAUGGCGUUAGAAAAGAGUAAUGGCACCCAUAACUGCCAGGAAGUCCUGAAAAUAUGGGACCCAGUGAGAGAGGCCGCAGGAUUAAGGCCUUCCGUCAUGACCAUGUGGUGUAACAUCAGUCUGCUGUCUGUCAUCGAGGCCUUUGGAGAUCAGUCGGCCCUAACGAAUGGCACUUGCACAGAAAUGGGAGCAAUGAGUUCCCGCACUGUAGCUGCCAGGAUUGUGAUGUCCAUCCGCUCUCUGUACGACUCCGAUGUUGCUCAAUCAGAAGCGAUGGAGCAGUUCACGGAAGAAUUCGAGUCUCUGCUCUCUGCGCUUGUCAGUCACCCUCUGAGCCAAACGGCAAAAUACAAUUUGAACAUUCAGCUCCAAGCUCUGGCCACUCACAACAGUUUGCAGUUUAUUGAGCUGUUCUCAGAUGAAGUGGAUGAGAUGUUCCCUUUCCUCAAACCGUACAUGAAGGGAAUGAGGAAAAUGCUUAAACACAUCUUGACUAAUUCCUCCAGUGUGGAAGAGUCACCUGCUGAGUUUUUCAAAGAAGCUGACCUUUUAUCUCUGUCUGAUCCUUUCGAGAUGAGGGACCAUGCUCUGUCGAACCACAACGCCUCUAGAAUCCGCCGGCGACGCGAAGUUUCAUUUGUGCCAGUGAGCAGUCCCAUGGAUGAUUUCAUGACCCUCUUCACCAUGGACUACCGCUCCCUUUGGACAGGACUGCAGGUUCCACCCACGGCCUCAGAAAUACAAGAGACAUUCCUGAUGUUCUUUGACAAUUCCGAUCUUAGCUUUAUUUUAAAAGAAGCAACAAAAGAAUAUGAUUCGGACCUGGACGGGAUCUCAAGCAGUGAAAUCGUUGACUCGAUGCUUAAUUUGGCCAAGAUUUUCCUGGAGAAUGAUUUUGCAUCUUUGAGUCUGUGGGUGCGAGCGAUCAGCGCACUCCCUGACGGACACUCAUCCAUCUCUGUGAUGAAAGAUGUUGCUCAUGCCAUCGACGCAGAAAGUCCAGAGAUUCAGCGGCUCAUGCAGGAGACGUUGGAAACAGUGAGUGCGCUGUUCCUGUCCGACCCCACAGAACUACAGGCCCUUCAGCUCCUUCAGCGUCUGGAAGAACAGGUGUGCGAUUUGGAGAGAACAAACGCUAUUGGUCUGUUGGAACAAAGCUUCUCCGUGGAGCCUGGAGUUUUGUGUCAAUCGAUAGUUCCAGGAGUGAAGAUCCUAGUUGAAGGUUUACUGUUUAACAUGACCAGUCUGGUUCACAACAUGGCGGAGGUAUUCGUGGGAGAUCCAAGUCUGUACAACCUCCAAAUAAACUGGACAUCUAUGAUAAGUGAGAUUUUAGGGUUCAAUAUCAGCGCUUUAGGUGCCCUGAACAUGACUAACUCUGCCCCAGUCGUGACGGUGGGAGAGAUGGUGAGGAAUAGAACAGCUUUCAUGAGGGACCUGCAGACGUUUGGCUUUGCACCAGAAGUUGCCGAUCAGCUUUCCAACUCCACUUUGCCGGACAACCUCCAGAUUUUGUGGUGGUUGGUCAAUCUCGCCGGCUGUAACUCCUCAGCGCAAAGUGCCGUGACAGAGAGUGAGAAAUCCAUGUUUGAGACUUUCUGCAGACUGGGCCCAGAGCAACUGUACAACUUCACACUCCUCAUGGUUCAGCACCUCAACACCGAGCAGUUCCUGUACAGAAUGGUGCUGCCGGAGGAAGUCCAAAGAGUGAUGGGCACCAUGACACAAGUUGCGCUCUACGUGAUGGACAUGGUGCGGAAGCUGGGUCCGAACCUUGAAACAUGGUUCUCAUCUCUGGAAACCUUCAGCCUCUCAGCCAACAAUGAGUUCCGCCAGAUGUCACGAUCCCAGAGAAAAACCAUCUCAAGCAAGGCCACUUUUGUCACCAUCUCUCGUGCCCUGUGCAGAAACGGAAUCGUAGCUCUGUUUGCAGCCACCAAAAAUCCUCACUUCUCCGUUUCUCCACCUCCUUUUGAGAACAUCCAUCAGCGGCAAGAGAUGAUCGAAAGAUUUAAGAUCCCACAUGAUGCCACCCCAUUUUGCACCAACAUGUACCUGGACAUGGUCAACACCACCGGAGGAGCCAUCGCAUGGGCUUUCCUCAAACCAAUGCUCAUGGGAAAGAUCCUCUUCACCCCCGACACUCCGCAGACCCGAGCUGUGAUAACAAAGGCCAACAGCACCUUGCAGCAGUUUGCAGAUCUGAAACAUUACUCCCAAGACUGGAUUAAAUCAUCUGAGUACAUCUCAAAGUCCACGACGAUACUCACUCAGACAUUGCCUUUGCUACAGAAUUCUCUUAGCAACGCAUUUGUGAAGAAUUUCAUUGAAAUGCAGACGGGAGUUAGUGUUGACUCAAUGCAAGAGACGCUCAACAACUUCUCCAACGUGACCGUGAUGCUGGAGAAGAACAAAGACCUCGUGGGUCAGAUCAACGCUCUGUCCACGCUGAUGGUCGACAUCUCCUCCUGCAUCACUUUUGACCGUUACCAAGGUUACGACUCGGAAGAAGAGCUCAACCGAGAGGCCCAGGAUCUGGCCAAGGAUCGAGCUCUGUACGCCAGUGUGAUUUUCAAGCUGCCAAAAGGGUCAGACUCCAGAAAGCGGCGAUCCGUCUCAAGCUCAACCCCGCUCCCUCCCAGAAUGCACUACACCAUCCGCAUGCACAUGGACAACGUGAUGAGGACCGACCGUGUGCGAAACCCCUUCUUCUCCAAAGAGACGCACAUCUCGGCCAGACAGACGCUGCGUUACAACCGGGGGUUCAUCUACCUCCAGGAGAGCAUCGACAGGGCCAUCAUCGAGAUCCAGGCCAACAAGACGGUCACGGACACAGCUGUUCAGAUUCAGCCUUUCCCCUACCCCUGUCACAAACGAGAUGAGUUCCUGGAGGCGAUCUCCUUCGUCUUUCCACUGUUGCUGAUGAUCGCCUGGGUGCUGUUCGUGGCUGAUUUUGUGAAGAAACUGGUUCAUGAGAGAGAAAUGAAGCUGCAUGAGUACAUGAAGAUGAUGGGCGUGAACCCUCUCAGCCACUUCUUCGCCUGGUUCCUUGAGUCUGCCUUCCACCUGGUCAUCACCAUCUUCUUCCUGACCUUGGUGCUGAAGUACGGAGACAUUUUGCCCAAAAGUGACGGUUUCUUGCUCUUCCUGUAUCUGUGCGACUACGGCCUGAGCAUCCUGGCCUUCAGUUUCCUCGUCAGCACCUUCUUUGAUCAAACCUACAUAGCGUCUCUGAGCGGCAGCCUUCUCUACGUGCUCUCCUUCUUCCCCUUUAUCGUUGUCAUGGCGAUGGAGACACAUUUCAGCUUCUCCGUCAAGAGUCUUUUGGGUUUGUUUUCCCCGACCGCCUUCAGCUACGCCAGUCAAUACGUCUCUCGGUAUGAGGCCCAAGGAGAAGGUAUUCAGUGGAGCAACUCGUACUCCUCGCCCAUCGCUGGAGACACGGCGUCGUUCGGCUGGCUCUGCUGGCUCAUGCUCAUCGACACCUUCCUCUAUUUGAUUAUUGCUGCUUACAUCCGCACCGUUUUCCCAGGACAGUCGGGCAUUCCAUCUCCCUGGUACUUCCCAUUCACAGCCUCAUUUUGGAAGAGCUUGUGCGGCUGCAAGAAAUCAAAGGGUGCAGGCCGCGGGCUAUUUCUAACCAACAUCAUGCAGACACAACUGCCUGCAUUCCCCGACAGCGACGAGAAUGGAAAAGACAAAGGUGAUCUCUCUUCUAAGAGGGGGGAAAACUUCUCAGACCUGCCGGUGGGCGUGGCUCUGCAUGGUCUCACUAAAAUCUACGGUCGGCAAGCAGCGAUCGAAAACCUUAAUGUGGCUUUUUACGAGGGCCACGUCACUUCGCUGCUCGGUCACAACGGAGCGGGCAAAACCACCACCAUGUCCAUCCUCACUGGUCUGUUCCCUCCAUCGUCUGGCUCUGUGGAGGUCUAUGGGAGAGACAUGCAGGCGAACCUGGCGGAGGUUCGCACAGAGCUGGGUGUGUGUAUGCAGUACGACGUCCUGUUUGAUCACAUGACCGCAAAAGAGCACCUGCUGCUCUAUGGCCAGAUCAAAGCCCCGCACUGGACCAAGGGGGAGCUCAAAGAACAAGUCCGCACGAUCCUGGAGGAGACAGACAUGUACGCUCACAGGCACAAGCGGGUAGGAACCCUGUCGGGCGGCAUGAAGCGCAAGCUGUCAAUCUCCAUCGCCUUCAUAGGGGGCUCUCGCCUGGUGGUGCUGGAUGAACCCACCACAGGAGUCGAUCCCUGCUCCAGGCGCAGCAUCUGGGACGUCGUUAUCAAGCAUAAGAAAGGCCGCACGAUUAUCAUGUCCACGCACCAUCUGGACGAGGCAGAGGUGCUCAGCGACCGCAUCGCCUUCUUAGAACGAGGAGGACUUAAAUGCUGUGGUUCACCGUUCUAUCUGAAAGAGCAGCUCGGCCAGGGCUACAAACUCACACUCACCAAGAAGAUGCAAGCUGGAGAGAGUGAACAGAUUGACAAUGCAGAGCUGAAGGCGUUCGUCCAGGCCCAUGUUCCUGCAGCGCGGCUGAAGGAGGCCCAGGGCAGUGACCUGGUCUACCUGCUGCCCCCGUUCAGCUCCAACAACGCCUCCUCCUACCGCUCGCUGCUCACCGCCCUCGACUCCAACCUGGACGCCCUGCAGCUCGGAGGCUAUGGCAUAUCCGACACCACCCUGGAGGAGGUGUUCCUCCACUUGACACACGACAGCCUCGACUCUGACGCUCUCUGCACUGUGUCAGAAACCGUGUCUGACACCGAGUCCAUCAACAGCUAUCCAGACUCAGAGGAGAGCAGCUACGGAGACACUGCUGGUUUCACUGGGACCCCGACUGUGAGUGGCGUGAAGUUGGCCUGGCAGCAGUUCACAGCCAUCCUCAUAAAGAGGUUCCACCACAGCCGCAGAGACUGGAAGGGCCUGAUCGCACAGCUGCUGCUCCCGGUGCUGUUUGUGGCAUUUGCCAUGGGACUGGGAUCCAUCAGGAGCGACCUGAAGCACUAUCCUUCUCUGGAACUCAGCCCGGCUCUCUACAGCAUUGGGCCGAGCUACUCCUUUUUCAGCGACAGAAAGUCAAAGCUGGCAGAUGCCCUGAUGUCCUUCCCUGGCCUUGAUAACACCUGUCUUGAAAACUCCAAUGACCAUAUUUGCCCAAGAAGCACUGGAGCGUGGAGUGGAGAAAACGGCACUAAACCGUUCAGCACCUGUAAAUGUGUCCAGGAGAAGGAGGUUUGUGGAUCCAGCGGCUAUGUCCCGCCUCAUAAGCAGCUCUCAUCGUCCCAGAUUGUUUACAACCUGACUGAUCUCGAUGUGGAGAACUACAUCGUGGCCACAUCCAAUGACUUCAUCAGAAACAGGUAUGGCGGCUUUGAUUUCGGAUUGCCGCUUCCAUCAAACCUUCGAAUGGAUGUGAAUACUGUUCCCGAAAAUCGUACUCUUUCCAAGGUCUGGUUCAAUCCUGAAGGCCACCACACCAUGCCGGCGUAUCUAAACAGCAUCAACAACUUACUGCUCCGCUCCAAUCUCCCUGAAGACAAAGAUCCAAGCCAGUAUUCCAUUUCCGUUUCCAGUCAUCCCUAUUUUGGACGACCCGAUGAUGAGGAUUCAAUUGUCCAAGGCAUGUUGCAGAUCAUGGUGGCUCUGUGCAUCCUGGCCGGCUACUCCAUCACCACGGCCAGCUUCGCCAUCUACGAGGUCAGCGAACUCCACAGCGGCUCCAAGAGGCUGCAGCACAUCGCCGGAGUCAGCGAGCCGUUCUACUGGGCUGUCAACUUCUUCUAUGACAUGGUUGUGUACAUGAUCCCUGUGGUUCUCACCGUUGGAGUGAUCGCAGCGUUCCAAGUCCCAGCUUUUAAUGAACGACAGAAUUUGGGCGCGGUGACUUUGCUUCUGGUUCUUUUUGGGUUUUCUACUUUCCCCUGGAUGUACCUCUUGUCCAGUGUGUUCAAAACCGCAGAGAUGGCCUUCAUCUCGUACGUGUGCAUCAACCUUUUCCUCAGCGUCAACACGAUCAUACCGACCUCCAUCCUCUUCUUCAUGAGACAGAUAACGCAGCAGAACGCCGAGGGCAUGAAGCUCCUCUUUGACCGGCUGAGCAACGCCUUCCUAAUCUUCCCUCAGUUCAACUUCGGUAAUGGGCUUUUGGAGCUAGCCCGAAUGAACAUCGAGGUGCAGCUGCUCAGUGGUUACGGUAUUGAUGCGUAUAAGAACCCUUUCUCCACCGAGGCCUUGGGUUGGAUGAUGAUCGCCUCCUUCAUACAAGGACUAUUCUUCUUUGCACUGCGUCUGCUGUGGAACAAGACCAUCGUACGUAAAGUCAGGAGCCUGAUUGUGAAAGGACGGACAGUUCCUCUGCCGUGGGUGGACGAGGAUGAGGAUGUGGCGGCUGAGCACCUGCGGGUGUCCAGUGGAGCAGCGAGCGCAGAUGUGCUGCAAGUGAACCAACUAACAAAGGUCUAUCAACACCUCAACAAGAAGGUCCCCGCUGUGAAGAAGCUGUCCCUGGGUGUUCCUGCCGGAGAAUGCUUUGGUCUGCUGGGAGUGAAUGGAGCAGGAAAAACAACCACCUUUAAGAUGUUGACUGGAGACGUGAGCCCGACUGAAGGCACAGCACAGAUCAGAGACAGAGAUGGACGCCUGGUGGACAUUAUGGAGUGCCGUAACCAAGGAGUUAACAUCGGAUAUUGUCCUCAAGUGGACGCCUUGGACGGUCUGAUGUCGGGAGAGGAGCACUUGUACUUUUACGCUCGCCUCCAUGGCAUUUCAAAGAGAGAUACACCCGGGGUGGUGAACUAUUUACUGCGGAGGCUGGAGCUGGAUCGCUAUCGAGACACCGUCUGCGACAGUUACAGCUGUGGGACCAGGAGAAAGCUGUCCACUGCUCUGGCUCUUGUCGGACACCCACAGAUCCUACUUCUGGACGAACCCAGCUCUGGGAUGGAUCCUCGAACCAAACGCCACUUAUGGAAGAUCAUCACGGCCGAAGUCAAGGGCAAAUGUGCAGUGGUCCUCACAUCUCACAGCAUGGAGGAGUGUGAGGCGUUGUGUGGACGUCUGGCCGUCAUGGUGCAGGGUCAGUUCCGAUGCCUGGGUUCCCUGCAGCACAUUAAGAACAGGUUUGGCAGCGGGUUCACAGUGAGGAUGUACUUGGCCAAAGCCUCUUGUGACGCAGAAGCAAUCACCAGAUUCAUGCAGAGCCGAUUCCCAAGCACUUAUCUCAAGGACCAACACUCGGCUAUGGUGGAGUACCAUGUCCCGGUGGCACCAGGUGGAGUGGCGGACAUCUUUGGUCAGCUUGAGUCCAGCAAAGAACACCUGGAGAUCCAACACUUCUCUGUGAGCCAGACGACACUGGACGAGGUCUUUAUCAACUUUGCCAUGGGGAAGAUCGGGAUGGAGACCGUGCAUAUGGAGGAGGACGACGAGUUUGGCGAUGAUUACUCCCUGAAGGGCGUCGAUGCUUAG
This is a messenger RNA of Knipowitschia caucasica, 11112 nucleotides long. The record is from the annotation of a GenBank genome assembly. Lineage: Eukaryota; Metazoa; Chordata; Actinopteri; Gobiiformes; Gobiidae.